Molecule: messenger RNA, 605 nt
Organism: Polistes dominula (European paper wasp)
Lineage: Eukaryota; Metazoa; Arthropoda; Insecta; Hymenoptera; Vespidae
Product: UPF0488 protein CG14286
Source: RefSeq, a predicted model, not a curated record
AUGAAUAUUACAGAUAACAAGGUACCUUCUAAAAAAAAAAGUGUUAAGACAAAUUCAGAAGAAAAAAAUGAAACAUCUACCAGCGUAGAAGAAGGAACAAGUGGAUUAAAUCAAACAGCAGAAGAUCAAUUUGUAUUAGAACUUUAUUGGUGUAUUCAAGAAUUAGAAUCGACUUUAGUGAAAGGAAACUUACAAGCUAAACAAGAACAGGAUAUCUUAAAAAGUGUAAAUAUUUUAAAAAGUAAUACCGCGCCUUUGAUUAAAAAAAGACAAAUUAUGAGAAAUAAAUUAGGAGAUUAUAGGAAGAAAAUGAUUCAAGACGAACAGAAACUUAAAAAACAAGUAGCAUUCGUUACGUUUACAAAUAAAACAAGAUUAAAUAAAAAAUCUGUAUUUUUAAAGAAAGCUACUAUUAAUGUUAAACAAAGUUCUGUUAAAAUUGAUAACGAAUCGCAGGAACACUUACAAGAUUCGUCAGAUAAUAAGGAUAGUUGUAAAAUUGAUAAGGACAGUUCGAAAGAGUUUAGGUUUAACUUUCAAAGUGUAAAUUAAGCAUGUUUCCAUAUAAACUUAACUAAUAAAAGUUUUGUUUUUAUAUUUAUAAA